AUGUAUGGGCAAAAGAAGAGCCAUUUGUAUCUCUGGAUGGAACACUAUGGGUAUGACAUGCCUGCAGAUAUUUCCAAGAUAUAUUCUCAACCCUUCAGAAAAAUGGACAAUGCAAAUAAAAAGGUGUCAGCGAGUGCUUCAAGGUCCAUUAAACUAAAUGGCAGCACCAGCUAUGAUGCAAAUGAACAGACAACUAACGGAAGCAGUUUGUCAUAUCCAGAUGAAAUACAAUCAACAAGUUAUGAGGAUCCCAUCAGUACAAAAACAUAUACAAAUGAUUCAUCAGAAUACCACCCUGAGGGAGCUUCGAGCAGCACAACCCUGUAUGAACUGAAUUCCUUGAGUGAAGUAUCGAAAGAAAUCAUUACCCAGGGAGAAUCUGCUUUACUACGUGGUAAAGAAGCUACCAGUGAACUCAAAGUCCCAAGUAUACUGCAAACGCAGACGUCCGUGUCCACCAACACGCUCACCUCAUCUGAUUUAUCAUCAUCAGAUAACCAGGAAGAGCAAAUGAACAAAUGCAAGUUAAACCAGAUAUCCAAGUUGUACGACAAUGAUGAACUUAUUGAUAUUCAAAAGUCAUACUGGAAUGUGGUUAAGAGAUUUGUGCGCAUCCUUGUGUCCUCAGUUGCCUUCAGAAUAUUUGGAAUUUUCCUGGUCAUUCUGGAUGUAUUUCUUGUGAUUGUCGAUCUAAAUGACUCUGAAAACAAAAUUGAUAUUCCUUUGGACUAUCGUUCCAUUUCUUUAGCUAUUGCUUUAUUUUUCCUUGUGGAUGUUCUUCUUCGAGUGUCUGUGGAAGGGAGACGGAGUUAUUUCUCCGAUGUACUGAACACCCUGGACACUGUGGUCAUCGGUGUGACUCUGGUUGUGGCUGUCAUUUAUGUACUUUAUGACCAACACUUUCUCAGAGACAUCCCAAGACUGGCAGUUUUACUUCGGCCCCUACGACUGCUCAUUCUGGUAAGGAUUUUGCAACUGGCUCACCAAAAGAGACAACUUGAACGGCUGACCAGGAAACUGGUUUCGGGUAACAAGCGGCGCUACAGGAAGGAUGGCUUCGACCUAGACCUCACUUACGUCACUGAGCGUAUUAUUGCCAUGUCGUUUCCAUCGUCUGGAAGGGAGUCCUUCUACAGAAACCCAAUCAAGGAGGUUGUGCGGUUCCUGGAUACCAAGCACCCAAACCACUAUCAAGUGUACAAUCUAUGCAGUGAGAGAGCUUAUGACCCUAAGCACUUCCACUACAGGGUCCGCAGAAUCAUGAUUGAUGAUCAUAAUGUUCCCACUCUUGAGGAAAUGUUGUUGUUCUCCAAGGAAGUAAAUAAUUGGAUGGCGCAAGAUCCUGAGAACGUCGUCGCGAUUCACUGUAAGGGGGGAAAAGGAAGAACUGGAACUAUGGUGUGUGCCUGUCUCAUUGCCAGUGAAGUAGUUUUAAAUGCAAAGGAAAGUCUGUACUUUUUUGGAGAACGACGGACAGAUAAAAACAAAAGCUCGAGGUUCCAAGGAAUAGAGACCCCUUCUCAGAAUAGAUAUGUGAAAUAUUUUGAAAAACUGAAAAUUAACUACCAACUGACUCUCCCUCCAAGAAAAGUACUCGUGAUAAAAAGAUUGGUCAUUUAUUCCAUUCAUGGCGUUGGAAAAGGCGACGGGAGUGACCUAGAAGUACAAAUCAUAAUGUGGCAGGAGACGGUUUUUUCCUGUUUUAAUUCCAAGAAUUGUAUGAUAUUUCAUGACCCUGAAACUGACAGAGCAGUAAUUAAUGUGCUCAACUGCCCGGCUCUAUACAAUGAUGUGAAAGUGAAAUUUCUCUCUCGGAAUCUUCCUAAAUACUAUGAUAACUGCCCCUUUUUCUUUUGGUUUCAUACGUCUUUUAUUCGAAAUAACAGGCUUUACCUACCAAGAAAUGAAUUGGAUAAUACCCAUAAACCAAAGACAUGGAAAAUUUAUGGUCCAAAGUUUGCAGUAGAGGUGGAUUUUGAUGAGACAAAGACCAAGUUUAUGAACUAGCUGUUGAGGAAAAGAUAAAUAAGGGCUGUGGUUGCCUUGGAUGUGACUGAAGCUCCGCAUCUCCCUGGGACUGGGAAGGC
Molecule: messenger RNA, 2087 nt
Organism: Mus pahari (shrew mouse)
Lineage: Eukaryota; Metazoa; Chordata; Mammalia; Rodentia; Muridae
Product: phosphatidylinositol 3,4,5-trisphosphate 3-phosphatase TPTE2-like
Exons: 28
Coding region: 1-2007 (668 amino acids)
Biological process (GO): protein dephosphorylation; transmembrane transport; monoatomic ion transport
Cellular component (GO): membrane; cytosol
Molecular function (GO): phosphatidylinositol-3,4,5-trisphosphate 3-phosphatase activity; monoatomic ion channel activity; protein tyrosine phosphatase activity
Source: RefSeq, a predicted model, not a curated record